AUGUCCAAGAUGCAAGCGUCGAUCAUCCUCCCGCCGUCGAAGAAAGGGCCGAAGCCGACGCCCGGGGCGGCGCCGGGCGGAGGGAAAGGCGCCGUCGUCGCGAACGGAAAAGGCAAGGUCGUGCACCUCACCGAAGCCGCGACGAUGGACGCGGCCGCGGACAUCCUCACUAAGGAGAAGAUCUCGAACGACGUCAAGGUCGUGUACAAGAACCUGCUCGAGUCGUACAAACCCGCGAGGGCGCGCCCGGGACGACCGCUGAAAGGUACGGCGCCGGGGGAGCCCAAGAAGUGCCACGGCUCGGAUCUGAUCCACGCCGCGAGGGUGCUGUUAGACACGAAGCAGUUUGUGAAGACGUACUGCUCGACGUCGGACAUGCUCGCGCUCAGGCCGCCGGCGAGCGCGACCGCGGGGAAGAGCGGGCGCCCGCCGAUGGUCUCGAAGGGCGUCCGCGUCAUGGUCACCGCGGUGAUCGACUCUCGGAACAAAGGACCGAAGGUGUCAGGCCUGAGCAUCAAAGAGAAGAAGAAGCUCAAGUACGGGAUCGAGACGAAACCGCCGCCGGAGGUUAUCCUUCUACCGCCCGAACCGAUGCUGUGCGACUUGAAGAACGCGGUGAACAAGGUGUUCUCGGACCUGUACGUCGUCCUCGCGAAGUACAGGGUGCGGCACGUCAUCGGGUUCGAGUCCACGCAGGAGAAGGCGCGUUUAAACGCGAAGAAAAUUGCCGGCGCGUCCCUCGAGGUGCUCGGCGACGGCGCGGACUUAGAGUCCGAUUUCCGGUACCAAGGCGGGUUAGACCAGUGGAUCGUAAGGUGUGUGUGCGGGACGUGCGACGACGACGGCGAGCGGAUGAUCGCGUGCGACGUCUGCGAGGUGUGGAUGCACACGCGAUGCGUCGGGAUUUCAGACUCGGAGAACACGCCGCGGCGGUGGACGUGCAAGGAGUGCAUCGAGGACGAGGCAGAGGCGGCGAAGAACGCGCCUCCGCCGCCGCCGCCGCACCCGCGGGAACGCCCGCCGCCGACGAAGCGACGGCCGCCGCCGGAGCGCAUCAUGAAGCGACGCAAAGCGACGAAGAUGUGAUCGUUUUUAGUUCAGAAUGCAGUUUGCAGCGAAA
Micromonas pusilla CCMP1545 is the source of this 1120-nucleotide messenger RNA. RefSeq lists its product as uncharacterized. The record is from RefSeq and is a predicted model, not a curated record. The transcript has a single exon. Lineage: Eukaryota; Viridiplantae; Chlorophyta; Mamiellophyceae; Mamiellales; Mamiellaceae. Bases 1 to 1086 code for a protein of 361 amino acids.